Messenger RNA from Pocillopora meandrina, 7516 nucleotides. The record is from the annotation of a GenBank genome assembly. NCBI's taxonomy places the organism in Eukaryota, Metazoa, Cnidaria, Anthozoa, Scleractinia, Pocilloporidae.
AUGACGUCAUUUGUUGUGGUUCCGAGAUCGUCGCUAGAAAUGGCGGUCGAGCAAGGAGCUUCUCCAGUAAUAUCAAGUGUUUUUUUGGCCGAUCUCUCCCACGAGAUGGAGAAUGAUGGCGUCGAAACCGGCAGAAAUUCACCUCAUCUUUCAAUGCAAUCGUUGAAUGAAUUAGAAAGCUCUGAAAAGAGUGGAAUCCCAUUAAAUUCAGCCUGGACUCUAUGGCAUGAUAAGUGAGAGCAACUCCAAACUUAACAAUAUUAUUGUUUUCGGAUGCUUGCGAAGUAAUGAUUAUUUGUUUCUAGAUAUGUUCGUGGAGCGACAGCGGCAGAGUACGCGGCAAAUCUCCGAAAGGUUUACACUGCUCACACAAUCCAGGUAUUGUACGUUUUUCAGGUUAUGGUUAAUUGACAAAGUUCAUGUUUUACCCGAAAAAACGAGAGAGUAAUUCGAACUGUCAAAUCUAAAAUGGUCAUCCGACAGAGAAUCGCGUGUUCCUCUCCUAACCUUUGAACGGUGUCAAGAAACAAGCAUUUUGUGAUUUUGUAACGUUAUAUUUGAUUUUUAGCGGAAAGGUGUGCGCGCAUUAUAUUCGUUCAGUUUAAAAUAUAUUUCAAUUUCCAGAGUCUAGACUUUGACAAGGGGAGUGAAUAAAUUAUGAGCCUGUUUGAUUUGAUAAGAAGAUGACGUUAUUUACUCGAUAAGACUUAGAAUGGACUCUUAAUUAGCGAAAAUCUCUUCCAAAAAUUAUUCGUUGCGUUCGAAAUUUUGCUGGUAAAGUGAUUGUGUUUGCAAAUGUAUUUUAUAAUGUAUAUUGGUUUUCUCUAUUUUUAUUAAUAUACGUGAUCAAUCAUUUGUCUCAAUUGACUGUCGGUGGAUUAAUUCGAUCCUUAUAUAUGAAGAGAGAGUUGAUAAAAGAUGAUUCGUAAAUGCAAAUGGAAAGUUGUGUACUGUUAUAAAAAUCUUUUAUGGGACAUUUUAUCAUCAUGCAUGCCUGUACUGCCUGCACAUAUACAUGUACCUCAUGUAACUGUUAACAACUAUAUUUACUAAUUUGACAUUUGUUCACUCAUUUUUGAAUUCCUAGAGUUUUUGGAGUGUCUUCAACAAUAUACCUUUGCCUUCACAACUUGAUGUUAGAACAAGCUAUCAUUUUAUGAGAGGAGAGAGGAAACCACUUUGGUAUGCAUCUCUCAUAAAUUAAAUAAAGGGGGAUGAAUUGAUCUCGAGACCAGUGACAUAAAGGCCCUAGAAAGCUCUUGGAUCACAGAUUUUUCAAGCAAAAAUAAUAACCAGAUUUUUGCAUCAAUGUAGAUCAGCUGAAAGUUUUUGCUCACAUUCUGGGUUCUGUUGAUUUACAGCAUGUUGUACAAGCACAGGAUGAUUAAAACACAUCUGAUACACUUGAAUAAUAAUAAUAAUAAUAAUAAUAAUAAAUACUUAUCCUAUAGUUUUGAGUAAAAGAUGAGGUUGGAUCAAUGGGUGGGGGCAAAUAAAAGAAAAACCUUUUAGUUUGGGUCAGCAGUGUUACAUGGUUUAACCAUUUAUCUCCCAGAGGUAAUUCAAUAUCCCCAAAAGCAUCACAUAACCCAGCAAACAGGUAAUGAGAAUACUCAAAGCUAUCAGGUAGAAGCUUUUAUCUUGAUCUAAUACCAAAUUCUCUUACUAAUUUACAAGGAAAUGUGUGACAGUUAGAGAGGAAAAUAACAAUCAGAUCUUGGGAGUUAAAGGCUUAAAUAACCCAUUAGUGGCCUAUUGACCUUUGAAAUAAAUUAAAUCAGUUUUAUUAAAUUCUAUAUUUUGCAGUUUUCUUUGUCAUCUGUUUUUCAGUGUCUUCUGUAAUCUGAGUCUUUUUUUGUCCAUGACUUCAGAAGCUGCUUUAAUGGCCGUGAGCUACAAAAAUUUAUAUUUUCUCAAAUUUUAUUCAUGAUAUGAUUUUAUAUUCAUGUUUUAUUUUAAUUAGGGAAGACAAACAGAAUGUUAAUGGUGGAUACUGGAAAAUGCGUUGUGUCAAACAUAAUACAGUAAGUCAUUGAACUGACAAACUAUGUUGUACCUGAACAAGGCAAAUAAGUUGUUUGGUAUUGAUCUACAUACGCUUUCUAUAUUCUACACUGAACCAUACAUGGAAUACUCACAAAACAAUUUCUUUUGUAUACUUUGCGGAGAGGGCCACAGGGAAAUUAAUAAACUUGUCAAAUAAGCAGGCUGCAUGACACAAAUUGUGCUUGCAUUCCAGCUUGCACAGGUUGUUCAUAUUUUAAUUUAACAAAUAUGAGUGCAAAACCCACAAAGUAUCAAGGAUUUGACAACUCUGGGAAAUCUGGAAAGUCAUGGAAUUUCCUGAUAUCAUUUUGAUUUGAUUUGAGGUUUGGGAAAGUCACAGAAAUUGAGUGAAUAUGAAAAUUUUUCAGUUCAGUCAAAAAAAAAAAAUGAUGUCUGAAAAUACAUAUACAAGCCUGCAGCAUUCUCAGGAGAGAGCUUGUAGAUUGCUCCUGUCAGCCAAAAAAAGGGAUGAAUGGUUGCUGAGCUUCAUGGUUUAACCUUUUACACCAAAACCUUCACACUCUCUGCACUGUGGACAAGGAGAAUUUGAUUGACAAUCAGGAACUUCUGAAAUUGAUGAUAAUUUCCUCAAUUCUCACAACCUAAUUGUAUCUGAUUCAAUGGUUAUACUGUAUCAAGAAAUUAGAAGUCAUGCAGUCACUCCAAGGGCUUAAAGGAACAUGACUUUUGUGUUUUGCUUUAUCAACAGGAUAAUGUAUGGAAAGAAUUGUUGUUGGCAGCUAUUGGUGAACAAUUUAAUGACAAUGUUCGAGAAGGUACUGUUCUGUUGUUCAUUGCAUGGUGAAUUCCUUUCAUUGUCUUUUUGGUACACUUUAAAAGUAUGUGUAUUUGAAUGAUUCACCAACUGAAGCUAACUUACACUGAAUAUAGAUUUGGGCUCAAAGGCCAAGCAAUAUACAGCAGUCAGUCAUCAAGAUGAAGGCUGUCAGGAAGUAGACUCAUCAGAAACACAGAGACAUCUGGAUGGGUGGAAUAACAUCAGAGAUGCUAACCUCUGGAAAACUCAAAUCUGGAGAUUUUUUUUUUGGACCAGCCCCCCCCCCCAACUGAAUUUGUCAACUUGCCCCCCCAAAAAAAAAAAAAAAUUCUUUUAGAUCCCCCACCAUUACUGGGGUUGAUAAAUUAUUUUUCAUAACAGGGUUUCUAUGGGUCCUGGAAAACCUGGAUAGUCCUGGUAUUAUACUUUGGCAUUUUUCAGAACUUUCCAGUCCUGGAAAUCUGCUUCACUCAAGCAAUUAAGUUUUCAGAAUUUACAUUGUAGGAGAUUUAUGGAGAUCAUCAGGAGAAUUUAUUUUGAAUUCUUGGGAAUUUGAAGGGUUUAAGGUAAAAUUUAGAGUCCUGGAAGAUUCAAUCUGAGUCCUCAAAAAGUCCUUGAAAUUUGUUUCUGAAAGAGGGUACAAAUCCUGUAUGAAUUGAAUACACUGUAGUCUUACUCAUACGCAUAAGUUGAUUUGCUUGUUUGUUUUUCUUUCAUUUCCAGAUGACGAAGUUUGCGGCAUAAGCAUUAGUGUGCGCGAGAGAGAUGACAUCAUCCAAAUCUGGAAUGCAAAUGCAAAGGCUGUAGAGGAUGCAACAGUAGGUUUUUGUUUCUACACAGUCAGGGUUACAUUGAAACAUGUUCUCAGAUUCUUCAAGUGUAAUGGUAUAUAGUAUGUUGUGUAUUAAUGUGCAGUUUUCCAUAAUUAUGUAGUUGAAUGCAUACUAGCACAGAAGCAGCUUCUGAUCCCUUUAAAACCUUCCAGUUGUUGAAAAUGUUAAUUAAAUCAAUAUUUCUCUAAACAGGUACUAAAUAAAGUGAGAGAUCUCGUUAAGGAUGUUGAAUUCUUUGAUGAUUUUUACAAAUGUAAGUUAUUAAUAAUCAAUUUCUCCUACAUUGUAACUUAUUGUUCUGCCCCAUUCACCUUUUCUUUUUCUUCCUUUCUUCCUUUCCAUCAACUGUCCAUCUCUCACUCUCACUCUCUCCCUCUGUUCAUUCUGAAAUGAGUCUCUGUCCACAUUCCAGCCCUCUUCCCCUCCCCUCUCAAUUUCUUCCUCCCUUUCCCCCCAUACUCCCUUUCUUUCUUCUUCUUUCUCUCCCUUCCUUCCUUCUUCCUCUCCCUUCCUUCCUCCUUUCUCUCCCUUCCUUCCUUCUUUCUCUCCCUUCCUUCCUUCUUCCUCUCCCUUCCUUCCUCCUUUCUCUCCCUUGCUCCCUUCUUCCUGAAAUGUUCAUCCAUCCUCCCUUCCUUCAUUCCUAUCCUCCUUCCCUAUUGUCUUCUCCAUCCCUCCUUCUUUCCCUCCUUCCCUUCCUUUGUUAAUCUUAUCUACCUUAGUCCUCUCUCCUUCUCACCUUCCAUUCCUCCCCCUUUUUCUCUUCCUCCUCUGGUCCUUUCUUCUGAUAUAUCUAUCCUACCACCAUUACAUACUUCCUUCCUAUCUCUAUUCCUUCCUCCUUUCCCUGCUUCUUCCUCCUACUUCCUUGUUCCCUCCCUUACCCCUUCUUUCCUCCCUAUCUCUCCCCCCUUCUUCUCUCUUUCUCUACUUUCCUCUUUCCUUUCCUUCGCCCACUCUUUGUGCUCCUGUCUCCCGCUUAACAUUUUGAUAUAAAAUUAAUUUGCAAACUUAUUUGUUUCAGCUCACCAAGCACAUGAUGCUUUCGAAGGGGUACGACCCCGUCCAACAAAGCCUCCAGGUUUUCCAUUUGCUAAAGACUGACAAAAAUCAUGUAUCCAUCAUAGUUCUUGGUUAGCAACCAAAACAGAUUGGCCCGCCAAGUGAUUACAUUCAUUUGCUAAAUUUGUGUGUGUGUGGGGGAAUCAGUCUUAGUCUGAGGGGCACUGGGCACCAUGUCAAGUCGUUGAGGAUGUGAAGAAAGUUGUUCAAGUAAUCUUGCCCAGUUGUCUUCAGAAGUGUUGACUGAUAUCGAUGCCAUCACAUUUGAGCAAAGUUGAUUACAGCAGGGGAGUUGGCCUUGCUAGUGCAUUUGGCAGAUGUUUCACUUGCUUCCUGGCUCUGCUAUGUGAUUGCAAAGAGAUUGGAGUUGAGAACAGCACUGAGCACAUCAUAAAGUUCGAACAAUAACUUUAUGCAUUUCUAUUUUCUUUUAAGGUAUCUAGUCACUGAUUAGACUAAAGGUAAACUUAGGCAUACACUUAGAUGUGACAUUAGGCUAGAAAGGUGAAACAAUUUCCUAGUGUUGAUCAGACCUACAGCUUGUUCAAGAAUCAAGAAUAACAAAAAGCAAAAAAAUGUUGUAGGAUUUUAUGUUGACAACUAGCAUCAAUUUUACAUGUAUUUAGUUGCAUUUAUGAGGCUGUAUGUUGCAAAACCAACUUUCAAUCAUGCAGAGCUGAGUACAUUGUACAGCUUUUAAUCUCACCAAUCAGUUAGAUUUGAGAGGAGUGGUGUUGGAAACCCUUCUCCAUAUAAACUUGAUGGUAAUUUCAAUUUAGGUUCAGGGUUCAAAUGCAAAAAACAGAAGAGAGUCAGGGUGUGGAGCUUUGAGAUCAAUGUCUGUAACCAAGCAACCGCACACCUGCCCCCCCCUCCACAACAGUCAAUUCGAAAAAACAAGUUAUAGGGUUAAUGUUAGUUUAGGGGAGGGGAAGGUCUGCAGAAGAUGCUUGGUUACUGACAUUUAUCUGAGAUUUCAUUAUUGGUGGGCAUUCCAUUUUCAAUCAGUGACAUGUGGCAGCUGAGAUUUAUUUUUCAGACAAAACAGCAAUGAAUAUAAGGUCUUGAUUUGGUGGAUUCUUUUAAGUCCUGAAUGGUGGGUCAGAAAUUCUUGAACAAACAGCAUUUUCCUUCUUGAAAUCUUCUUGAAAAAAGAAACAAAAAACAUUCACACAGGUGAAAUUCCAGUUUUAACUGAAAUUUUUGGGUACAUUAGUUGUUUGAAGUUGAGAGGUGGAUGAUGCAGUGAAUUGGCUAUUUUUUUUAGGAUACAUAAAAUUUUUUGUAACUUGCAGCAGUAACAUUGAAUAUUUUUCCAGUUAGGCUUUUUUUUUAUCUAUUUUAAUUUUCUUAUAGUGUUGUUAGUUUUGUAAUUAAGAGAACAGAGUAAGGGAACUUUUAAGAGUCCUUUUUACAAAGCAUGGUGAGGUUUUGCUUUUACCUUAAAUAGAAAAUGUGAUAGAAAAAGAGGAAUUGGAACAUGAAAAAGGAAACUACCAUGCAUGUGGGAAGAUUUACAAGAAUGGGUUUAAUUGAGGAAGAGGGGUGCUUGACAUGGGACGGCAAAAAUUUGUCCUUAAGCUCCCCUUCCCUUAUUUCCCAUUUUCUCUUGAUGCAGUAGAACCCUGCGAACUUGACCUCCUAAGGGAAACAAAAAAUGCUUCAAGUUAGAGGGGGUUUGAGUUUGCUGAUAGUAAAUGACUGAAAAUAUAGCAUCAAGGGAAGUUGGGUCUUGUUCAAGUUUCUACCACUGGGUUUGAUUUCACCAAGAUCAAGUAAGCAGGGUUCUAUUGUAUUAAUUUAAAUUCAUUGUUAUUUAAAUAUCAUAAAUAAGUAAUUAUAUACUCUUCUUUUAAAGAAUAAUUGUGUGGGGUUAGCUUUAGACGUCAGAAGUUUAAAAUAACCGUCGAUGAUAAACGAUAUUCUAUGGAUUGAAGUUCAUGAGGGUAUAACAUGUUGCUUCAUGUAUCUUGCUAUUUAACUAAUAGUCAUCCAUAUUAACCCUUUACACCCUAACAUCAAUAUUUAUAUUCUCCAUACUGUUCUCUGUACAUUAACUAAGGUGCUGAUAUGGAGAAUUUGUCUAACAAUUAAGAGUUUCUUGAUAGUUGGUGAUCAUUUCCUUUAUUCUCAUGACAUUAAUGUGUGCUUCAGUGGUGAUAAGAAAGCUGAUUGGUUCUGCUGUAGUCGCUAAGAAAGGUUGAAACGAAUGAGAAGGAAGGAAGCCAUCCUCUAUUUACCAAUGGCUGCCAAUGUGACAAAGAAAUUCUUACUGGUAAAAGGACGCGAAGCCAUUCCGAAAAGCAAGCUUCUUGGAAUAAUUCCUUAAACAAAUAUCCCAAGUUGCAAUUUGUUAUUUUAAGUACGAGAGAUCAUUGUCUCGGUUGGAAACUCCUUUUCAUGAUGUACCAUCACCCAUUCAUCACCUGAUCAUGGUCUGUCCUUAAGAGGUCAUCUUUGUCAAAGGGCAUUCGGUUCUGCAAAUACCUCAACACAUCAAAAAAAUAACACUUCAGCCAAUACGGCAUGUCGCCUCAAACUCCUUGAGGCGACAAAAAUUUACAGAAAGUCUGAGAGUUACAAUAAUAACCCUUAAUUAAUUUCUUCCCGGAAGUUAUUAAGCUUUUUAGGUAUGGUAGUGUAAUCGUGUGCAACUGUGCCAGCGCUCGGCGUGAAGCUGCCAAAAUAGGACUUGUCUAAUGGUUUUCUGUUCAUGUUGUUUACUGCAUUGUGGAGCUGAAAUCAACUAAUGCGUGUUAAUGACCAAGCUUGAGAUCAAAAUGGCUGGAUAUUGGCUGAG